AUGGCUUCUAUCGAAGUUGAGACAGUGCGAGUCUACAAGGGGCUGGUUGACAGCCUCUUGGACCGCGCGACACAGGUCAAAUCUGGCAACGAAAUAGAGCCCCCAUUGACAGAGUCGCUUCUGGGUGAAGCCAUCUGGAAAUUCCCUGACGAUCAGGAUAAAAUCGUACAGCAGCUUACACCCCUUACGCGAUUCGCUGCUGUCGAAAUAGCCUUUCGUGAAAGAUUCUAUCGCAUCUUGGCCUCCACCUCAAUUAAUGACCCCUCCUUCAUUCAUAUCUGGAACCUCCUCGAUAUUGUCUCCUUAUUCUCGGACAAAGAACAAUGCGAACCCGGCUUGAUCUUCUGGCUCAUUGAAGAGCUACUGGACAGUCAAACUAUCGAUGGCUGUCGAAAAGUUUUUGACUAUUUGGAGUCCCGUCGAGAGCGGAAUAUCAAGAAACACUUCAAGCAGAAAAGCCUAGUAAUUCUCCGGUCCUGUAAUGAGCUUCUCCGCAGACUAUCGCGCGCAGAAGAUACAGUCUUUUGCGGCCGGGUAUUCAUCUUUCUCUUCCAGAGCUUCCCACUUGGAGACAAGAGUUCAGUCAACCUCCGAGGUGAAUUUCAUACAGAAAAUUUCACAACCUUUGACGAGAUCAAAUACCCCUCCCCCGAGGUAGAUUAUGUUGAUACUACAAUGACAGAAGCGAAUGAGGACACAAUUGAACAGGCGGAGGGAUCCGAGGAAGGUUCGCAGAUCCCCAAGGUCGUGGUUUCUACAUACGGAACAGCCAAGGGAAAUGUGAACUUGGAUGCUCUCUAUCCCACUUUCUGGAAUUUACAGGCAUACUUCUCGGCUCCAAGCAAGACGUUUGAUAGUGAAUGCUUCGCAUCGUUCAGGGCCGGGCUCGAAGCAACUUUGUCUGCCUUCAAAAACAUCAAAACCGAGUUCGACAACCAGAGUGGUGCACGCUUUUCAGAGGACGCCCGAAAGGCCAUUAAGCGCAAGCGCACGACCGAUGAGGCUGAAAUAGGCACGAGCUUCAACCCCAAAUAUCUUACCAGCCGUGAUCUAUUCGGCCUCGAGAUUAGUGAUAUGGCUUUCAGACGACAUGUUCUUGUGCAGGCCCUAAUUCUGCUCGACUUUCUUCUUUCCCUCACUCCGAAGUCCAAAUCCCUUUUGGCCAAUUGCAACAAUAAAUCAGUGCGCUAUGAUUUCACAUUGAGUGAUGAGGACACGAAAUGGACCAUUCAAAUGCGCAAGGAUAUCGAAGACUAUCUCCAGCAAGGGUCUAGUGGAAAAUUUUACUAUCGUAUGGUCGACACUGUCUUAUCCAGGGACAAAAAUUGGGUACAUUGGAAGGCUGAGGGCUGUCCACCCAUUGAGCGGUCAGCUAUCUCAGUUGAAGACUACAACACUUCUCGAGAAAAUGCCCUCAAGCUCUAUGUCAAUAAACGUCUUCGUUCUUCGCCAAUGGGAGCUUUAGACGUGAAUUUUCUGUCGGACAAUGAAGCACUGGCCAACAACGAACGAUUGAAAGAGUCGAGCCGUUACUCUAUUCCUGCCGCAGACAAUUUCCUUAUGGGCAUCAUGGAUGAUGAAAUGGAUAUCGACACGGCCAAAACCCCGGCUGAAAAACAGGCAGCAUUAGAAUCGAAAAGCUGCAAGUCGUGGCGUCUUCUCCGUUUGGCUGCGAAAACGAAACUAGCAACCUUUGACAAGAUUGAAGAUGGUGACAACCUCAAGAUCCUAUUUGAGACACCCGCAGCACCAGCUGAAACACAACAUGGCGAUGGGAGUGAUGAUAUUGCUCAGCAAGAUCAGUCUGCUUUAGAUUUAAAGGAGACCCAACAGCCUACUGAGGAAAGUGAAAACGCUGCUGCUGCGCAGUCAAUUGAAACUCUUCCAGAUGCGAAGGAUACCCCACAAGAAUCAGUGGAAUCGCCGAAAGCAGAGGACAAGAUGUCCCCUGGCUGA
Molecule: messenger RNA, 1956 nt
Organism: Penicillium taxi
Lineage: Eukaryota; Fungi; Ascomycota; Eurotiomycetes; Eurotiales; Aspergillaceae
Product: THO complex subunit THO1/HPR1
Exons: 4
Coding region: 1-1956 (651 amino acids)
Biological process (GO): mRNA export from nucleus; regulation of DNA-templated transcription elongation
Cellular component (GO): THO complex part of transcription export complex
Source: RefSeq, a predicted model, not a curated record